Bombina bombina (fire-bellied toad) is the source of this 14679-nucleotide messenger RNA. Its product is annotated as protocadherin-16. Gene Ontology annotation, molecular function: calcium ion binding. The coding region runs from base 451 to 11808 and encodes 3785 amino acids. Gene Ontology annotation, cellular component: plasma membrane. The transcript is spliced from 22 exons. Gene Ontology annotation, biological process: homophilic cell-cell adhesion. Lineage: Eukaryota; Metazoa; Chordata; Amphibia; Anura; Bombinatoridae. The record is from RefSeq and is a predicted model, not a curated record.
ACCAGCUCUCAGUCCCUCUGAGCCCAGGGCUGGCUGAGGUCUCUCUCUCUCAUCCCCAGCUGUCUGAUUCUAUUGUCCCAGCCGCAGUUAGACUGUCACAAAGAGACUGCAGCUGCAGGGCACAAACUGGCAAGCACAGGGACACCUGAGGCAUUUACAGACACCAGCUGACAUCCCCUGGACACAUCUGAAAGAGACAGCCGGAUAACAAAGCUCUGAGUUCUGGGGCCACAAUCAGGAGGAGUUCUACAAAUGCCUGAGGGAGACAGUCUGGGGAGAUGUAAAACCUGGAUAUGUACAGAGAGGAAAUGCAAGACAGACCUGAGGACAAGAGACAGACCUGAGGACAAGAGACAGGCCUGAGUCACAUGCACUGGCCUAGCUAACACAAAGAGACAUCACUGAUACAGGAAACUACAACCCUGCCUCUGAUGCCACGUUUCUACAGCUAUGCUGCCCUUUGCCCUGUGCCUGCUGCUAUUCCUGGCAUACCCCCUUUCAUCCUCCUCUCUGGGCACCUUGGAGUUACACAUCGAUGAGGAGCAGCCGGCAGGAACAAUCAUUGGGGACAUUAGUGCCGGCCUUCCUCCAGAAUCCAGUGGGCAUAUGUUUAUCAUAUCAGCUCUGGAGGGCAGUGGAGUAAACAGUGACCUGGACAUAGAUGAGCGUACAGGCAUCAUUAAGACAGCAAGGGUGUUGGACAGAGAGCAGCGCAAACUCUACAGCUUCAUAGCAGUUACUCUAGAAGGUAUUACAGUAGAGGUCGAUAUCCAUGUAGAUGAUAUCAAUGACCAUGCUCCUGUCUUUGCAAAAGAACGGACUGAGCUUGGCAUUCCGGAGCAUACUCCCGUGGGCACCCGCUACCCGCUAGAGCCUGCUGUGGAUGCUGACAGUGGAGUACUUGGUACUCAGGGUUAUCUAAUCCGUAGUGGGGACCCAUUGCAGGCCUUUCGUUUAGAAACCCGUGCUUUGUCCAAUGGAAUCCUCUCUGUGGAGCUGGUAGUGAGUGCAGAGUUGGACCGUGAGAACUGUUCAUCUUAUUCAUUGACCCUUGAAGCCUAUGAUGGGGGUUCUCCUAGUCGCAGUAGUCAGAUGACACUGGAUGUGGCCAUUCUAGACAUUAAUGACCAUCCACCAGUGUUUAACCAAAGCCGCUACCAGGCCCUCAUAUCAGAGAGUCUUCAUCCGGGGUCCAGUGUUUUACAAGUCUAUGCAACUGAUGCCGACCAGGGUUCUAAUGGAGAAAUCACAUAUGAGAUCAAUCGCAGACAAAGUGACCCUGAGGGCUUCUUUACUAUCCACCCAAAAUCUGGUCUUAUUCAGCUGAGCAAGCCACUGGACUAUGAGACAAGGAAAGCCCAUGAGCUUGUAGUCCAAGCACGAGAUGGAGCAAGUCAGCCAGAAGUAGGAACAGCAUUUGUAUCAAUCCAAGUCAGAGACUCUAAUGACAACCAGCCCAGUAUGACAAUUAUUUUCUUAAGUGAGGAUGGGGCUCCACGGGUGUCUGAAGGGGCCACACCAGGGCAGUAUGUGGCCCGUAUCUCUGUGUCUGACCCUGAUUAUGGGGAGUAUCCUCAUGUGGAUGUAACUUUGGAGGGAGGUGAGGGGAAGUUUGCAUUAACUACCAAAGACAGUAUCAUCUACCUCAUAUGUGUGGACAAGCUUCUGGACCGUGAGGAACAAGACUCAUACCGUCUACGGGUGAUGGCCACUGAUUCAGGGACACCUCCCUUAAGAGCAGAGUCUUCUUUUGUUCUGGAGGUCACAGAUGUAAACGAUAAUCCACCAGUAUUUGAUAAACAGGAGUAUAGUCACAUAGUGCCUGAGGCCGUCCAUCCUGGGAGCUUCUUGCUACAAGUCACAGCGCGAGAUAAAGACCAAGGAUUAAAUGGUGAGGUUAAGUACAGUCUGCUGCCAACCCCUUGGUUCCUUAUCCACCCAGACACUGGUGUAAUCACCACAGCAGCACCACUGGAUUAUGAACGUGAUCCCCAGCCAAGGGUGACAGUUGUGGCAUCAGAUCUGGGUCAACCACCAUUGUCUGCCACGGCCCUGGUUACAGUACAGCUGCUGGAUUUGAAUGAUAAUGAGCCUGUGUUCUCCAGCCCCAUAUAUAAUGCCACACUAAGUGAGAGUACUGCGCCCGGCAGCUGCUUCCUGAAGGUUUCUGCAUCAGACGCAGACCGUGGAAGUCUUGGGACUGUCUCAUACUCUCUCAGACCAGGCUCACCCUCACAAUUUCUCAUACACCCCGAGAGUGGAGAGAUCUGCAUAUCCCACACGCUCGACGGGGAUGAUGGAGACAGAUUCUUCCUCCUAUAUGUGAUGGCUACAGAUGGGGGAGGACUCAGCUCAGAAUGUCUGGUACGGCUAUCUUUGGAGGAUGUCAAUGAUAAUCGUCCAGUCUUCUAUCCAAUGGAAUAUGGUGCCAGCAUCAGUGCCCUCAGCCCGCCUGGGACGCCCAUCCUCACUGUGACAGCCCGUGACAAGGAUGAGGGGAAGCAUGGGACUCUCACCUAUCAUAUUGUAUCUGGCAACAGCCCACAAUUGCUUCGCAUUGAUCAGGACAAAGGCACUCUGUUGGUGGUGGGCUCUCUUACUUCAUGGGCAGAUUCCGUGCUGUACUUGGAGGUUGGAUCUCAAGACGGUGAUGGAGUAAGGGCAGAGAUGAAUGCUCGGGUGAAUAUUAGUAUCCUGUCUGCCUCUGCACCAGUUCCUUCCUUCCUAAAGCCUCAGUAUGACUUUACGCUACCCGAAGAUAUCCCCCCUGGUACCAGCAUAGGUAGCGUACAGGCCACCAUCACACCAGGUGCGCCAGUGCUUUACUCUCUCGCCUCUGGUGACCCUCGUGGCCUUCUGUCUUUAGACACACGGUCUGGGGUGCUGUCUACUCGCCGACCACUGGAUCGAGAACAAGAUGAACAACUUGUUAUAGAAGUUCAGGCUUGGAGUGGGUCUCCCCCAGCCUAUGCUCGAGCCCUUGUCACCUUGGUAGUCACUGAUGUCAAUGACAAUCCUCCCACCUUCACUGCACCAUCCCACAGUCUGAGACUAGAGGGGUCCACUCCUGUUGGCUCUGCCAUCUUCACUGCAAGGGCCCAGGACCCAGACUCAGGAACCAAUGGGCAGAUUCGCUAUGAAUUGGAUUCUGUAGGCCCCUUCAGUCUCGACAGCAAUGGACAGCUGAGAAUAGCAGGACCCCUGACUCAGGAGAGUUACCAUCUUCGUAUCCUGGCAAUAGAUGGAGGAAGCCCCCAGCUAUCAUCUGUGCUAGAACUCACAAUUCUGGUAAUGGAGAGACAGUCUGAGCCUGCCUGUGGUGCUUCUGAUUAUCGUGUGGAGGUUAAAGAGGGUAGUCCUCCGCGCAGCCGUCUACUGCAGGUGCGAGCAUUACCCCCAGGGGGAGGGGAUGCUCCCAUUACGUACAGGCUGCGGCCAGAUGCAGAUGCUGUGGGGUUUGGCAUAGAGUCAGACACAGGUUGGCUUUAUGUACGUGGUGCUUUGGACAGAGAAAGUAGGGAGAUGUAUGUCCUAGCUGUGUUGGCUUCUGGGAGUGCUGGGACUCGCACAGCCACUUGUAUGGUACGUGUCCGGGUAACCGAUGAAAAUGACAAUGCUCCCCGGCUCAGCGAGGACAGGUACUUCUUAAAUAUUCUUGAGAACCGGCCGGCUGGAGAGAUCUUUGGGAAGGUGAGCGCCUCAGACAGAGAUGCUGGUCAGAAUGGACGGGUGACCUAUAGGCUGCCGGCCCAGGAGAUGGACUUCCAUAUACACAGUCACACCGGCGAGUUGUCUGCACGUAAAAGUUUAGACCGUGAGUUCCAGGCCACUUACCAGCUCCUGGUAAUCGCCCAGGAUGGAGGUUCCCCUCCCCGUAGUGUCACUGGGACUGUUCAUAUCACACUACUGGAUGAAAAUGACAAUGCUCCUGUGUUUGUGCACCCAAAUGCAGGACGUGAGAUACCACUGCAGGUGAUAGAGGGGAAGACAUCAGGAGUGUUUGUGGCUUCUUUGAUUGCCAAAGAUCCAGAUGAGGGAGAAAAUGGCACUGUGAUCUACAGCCUGACAGGUCCUUGGGCUGAGCGCUUCACUUUGCACCAGAAUACAGGGGAGCUGCGCACUGCAACCGCUCUCCGGAAUGCUGAGAGAUCACAUUAUACAAUGACCGUACAAGCAAGGGACAGAGGGACCCCACCCAGAAGCACAGAGACAACCAUCCGAAUAAAGGUUGUACCCUCCUCCCGUUAUGCUUCCAAGCCUAAUCCCAGCUCCAUUGUCCUUACUCCUAUGGAAGGGGUGCCUCCUGGUUCUCGUUUGGGAUCUGUGGCUUCCAGAGGUCCUCGUGGCUCUGCACUGUAUACACUGCUUGGAGAAGAUGAUCCUACUGGAACUUUUAUGGUUGAUGGACGGACAGGUGAUAUUUUCCUGGUGAGGGAACUGGAUUUUGAGUCUUAUUCCAGAUACAGCCUUCGGGUCAGUGUAGAGGAUGCACAAGAAGUGUCUGGAGGGUACCUACCACCUCGUGUAAUCCAAGUGGAGGUUGAGGUCCAGGACCGCAAUGAUCACGCACCAACAUUUCCUGAAGACCCAAUGACCUUGGUAGUGCCUGAGGAUGCUGAUAUUGGAGCUUCAAUAUUCACUUUUCAGGCAUCUGAUCGUGACAGGCCAGGUCCAAACAGCCAGGUCCGAUAUUCCCUACUGCGCCAAGAACCUAGAUCUCCAGAAAGUGCAUUCCAUCUGGACUCUGAGACAGGAAUCCUUAGUGUAUCAUCACCUCUAGACCGUGAGGAAGUAUCCUCCUUUUUACUGGUGGUAGAAGCAUCUGACCAAGCCGUAAAUGUAAGCCAACGUCACUCCUCCUCUGUGACAGCACGGAUAUUUCUUAGUGACCGCAAUGAUCAUGCCCCACUCUUCAUUAGCCACCCAGUAGCUUGGCUGUCUGAAGACCUUGCUGUAGGAUAUGCAGCUUUUUAUCUGCUAGCACAAGACUCAGACUUGGGAGAGAAUGGACGGGUUGGCUAUCAGUUGGUUGGAGGCAACGAGGAAGGAAGAUUUCAGUUGCACCCAACCACAGGUGCUCUGUCGCUGAUAAGAUUACUGGAUCGUGAGGAGACCUCUGCGUAUAACCUGACAGUUGUAGCAAUAGACCACGGCUCCCCUCGCCUCUCUUCUACGCAGACACUGUCUGUGUCACUUCUCGAUGUGAAUGAUGAAACGCCCACGUUUGACAGGACACAAUAUGAAGCCACAGUGCAGGAGAACCAGCCUCCCGGUGUGAGCGUGCUCAGAGUGCAGGCCGCAGACCGAGAUCUAGGACCUGGUGGGCAUGUCACUUACGGAGGUGUUACUGGAAACGAAUUUUCUCUAGAUCCUGAAUCUGGAAUACUCACCACAAAGCUUCCUCUAGACCGGGAAGUAAAUGAGAUGUACAGUCUGACAGUGUACGCCCGUGACAAUGGAUCCCCACCACGAGUUUCUGAAGUCAGGAUACAAAUCAAUGUGGGGGAUGAAAAUGACCACAUUCCGCUUUUUCAGAGAGAAUCUGUUUCCUUGGAAGUACCUGAGAAUCAGGACCCCAUUGUCCUGUGUACCCUGAGUGCCUGGGACCCUGAUACAGGGGAGAAUGGGCGAUUGAAGUACAGGCUCAUUGACGGUGACCCAUCUGGUGACUUUAUUUUAGACGCAUUCUCAGGAACUCUGUCAACAUCUCGUGCUUUGGAUCGUGAAGGAACAUCUGAAUAUCACCUGGUUGUUUCUGCAAGUGACUCUGGAUCUCCAGCAAAUAGUGCCACUACUGUUGUCACAGUCUCUGUGCUAGACCUGAAUGAUAAUCCCCCCACCUUUUCCACACCUGCAUAUAAUGCAGAGGUGCCAGAAGAUGCUCCUGUGGGCAGCUUGGUCCUACAGCUGCUUGCGGUUGAUCUAGAUGAUGGACCAAAUGGUCAGACUACAUUCCAUCUCUCUAAUGGAACUCUUGGAAUCUUCCACAUUGACCCCCAUACCGGACGUAUCACUACGGCAGCUCCUCUUGAUAGAGAGCGACGUGCUGUCUACACAUUCCUUGCAAAAGUUCUGGACUCAGACCCAUCUGGCCCAAGGAGCUCAGAGGCCACAGUGACUGUAACUGUGAAAGAUGUGAAUGAUAAUACCCCCAUAUUCCUGCGCAGUCCAUUUUAUGUGAAUUUGUCCCGUAACACGCCUACAAAGCGAGCAAUCGCUUCCAUGAGAGCUGAUGAUAAGGAUGCAGGUGCAAAUGCCUCUAUUCUUUACCGCCUUGCACCGGCAUCCGCUAAAGGAGGAUUUUCUGUGGAUCCCUACACUGGAGAAGUCCGUUUGUUAGAGCCUUUGAUUGGGAUGAGCCCCAUGGAGCGAACCAUCUUUGUACAGGCCUCAGAUCUGGGGGACCCUCCCCUCUCUAGCACUGCAGCUCUGGUCAUUCAUAUUCGUGAGGAGGCACCAAGAGGUCCUCGCUUCCCACGAGAUGCCAUUGAGAUCAACAUCCAAGAAAAUAGCCCACAAGUGCGCUGUAACUCCAUGGGAUCCUUUCUGGCCAAUUCUUUAAUUCACACUUCUAUAUCCUUAAUCAGCAAUGAGGUUAUCAUAAAGAUUAAGUUAAAGAGCAUGACUUUUCCAUCUUAUCAAGAAGAGCAAACACAGAUGUAUGUGUUUUGUAUUCAGUUGGAAUUACAUCAUUUACACUGUAUAGGGAGGAAAGAGCGUUUUUCUUCCCUCAGAGCAAAGUCACAAAUUUCGUAUCCUUCUAUGGCUACUGAUUUGUUGUUUAUCAUCAAGCCACUUCCAACUCUCGAUCCAGCAAUACUGCUUCUAAUGUCCCGCAGUAGCAGUAGCAUUAGCAGUAGCAUUAGCAGUAGCAUUAGCAGUAGCAUUAGCAGUAGCAUUGGCAGUAGCAUUAGCAUUGGCAGUAGCAUUAGCAUUGACAGUAGCAUUAGCAUUGACAGUAGCAGUAGCAUUAGCAUUAGCAGUAGCAUUAGCAGUAGCAUUAGCAGUAGCAUUAACAGUAGCAUUAGCCUUAGCAUUGGCAGUAGCAGUAGCAUUAACAGUAGCAUUAGCAUUGACAGUAGCAGUAGCAAUAGCAUUAGCAGUAGCAUUAGCAGUAGCAUUAGCAGUAGCAUUAGCAGUAGCAUAGGCAGUAGCAUUAGCAGUAGCAUUAGCAGUAGCAUUGGCAGUAGCAUUAGCAGUAGCAUUAGCAUUGGCAGUAGCAGUAGCAUUAGCAGUAGCAUAGGCAGUAGCAUUUGCAGUAGCAGUAGCAUUAGCAGUAGCAUUGGCAGUAGCAGUAGCAUUGGCAGUAGCAGUAGCAGUAGCAUUGGCAGUAGCAUUAGCAGUAGCAUAGGCAUAUUAGCAGUAGCAAUUAGCAUUGGCAUUAGCAGUAGCAUUGGCAGUAGCAUUAGCAUUAACAGUAGCAUUAGCAGUAGCAUUAGCAGUAGCAUUAGCCUUAGCAUUGGCAGUAGCAUUAGCAGUAGCAGUAGCAGUAGCAUUGGCAGUAGCAUUGGCAGUAGCAUUGGCAGUAGCAGUAGCAUUAGCAGUAGCAUUGGCAGUAGCAUUGGCAGUAGCAGUAGCAUUGGCAGUAGCAUUAGCAGGAGCAUUAGCAGUAGCAUUGGCAGUAGCAUUGGCAGUAGCAGUAGCAUUAGCAGUAGCAUUGGCAGUAGCAUUGGCAGUAGCAUUAGCAGUAGCAUUAGCAUUGGCAGUAGCAUUGGCAGUAGCAUUAGCAGUAGCAUUGGCAGUAGCAUUGGCAGUAGCAGUAGCAUUGGCAGUGGUAGUAACAGUAGCAUUGGCAGUAGCAUUAGCAGUAGCAUUAGCAGUAGCAUUGGCAGUAGCAUUGGCAGUAGCAUUAGCAUUGGCAGUAGCAUUAGCAGUAGCAUUGGCAGUAGCAGUAGAAUUAGCAGUAGAAGUAGCAUUAGCAGUAGCAUUAGCAGUAGCAGUAGCAUUGGCAGUAGCAUUAGCAGUAGCAUUAGCAGUAGCAUUGACAGUAGCAUUAGCAGUAGCAUUAGCAUUGGCAGUAGCAUUAGCAGUAGCAUUGGCAGUAGCAUUAGCAGUAGCAUUGGCAGUAACAGUAGCAGUAGCAUUGGCAGUAGCAGUAGCAUUAGCAUUAUCAGUAGCAUUGGCAGUAGCAGUAGCAUUAGCAUUAUCAGUAGCAUUGACAGUAGCAUUAGCAGUAGCAUUGGCAGUAGCAGUAGCAUUGGCAGUAGCAGUAGCAUUAAAAUUAUCAGUAGCAUUGGCAGUAGCAGUAGCAUUAGCAUUGGCAGUAGCAGUAGCAUUGGCAGUAGCAUUGGCAGUAGCAGUAGCAUUAGCAGUAGCAUUAGCAUUGGCAGUAGCAUUAGCAGUAGCAUUGGCAGUAGCAUUGGCAGUAGCAUUGGCAGUAGCAUUGGCAGUAGCAUUAGCAGUAGCAUUAGCAGCAGUAUUAGCAGUAGCAUUAGCAGCAGUAUUAGCAGUAGCAUUAGCAGUAGCAUUAGCAGUAGCAGUAGCGAGCCAUUUGUCCUAGCAGAAGACCCAGACCAAGGACUAAAUGGCCAGGUGACUUAUGCUUUUGCACAUUCUCAGCUGAUGAAAGAUCUGUUCCGCAUUGACUCUCAGACGGGCGUUAUAACCACAGCCGCCAUUCUAGACCGUGAGAUCUGGUCUGAGGCGCGGUUGGUCAUACUGGCAGUUGACCGCGGUUCUCCUGCUCUCACUGGCUCAGCCACCCUGACUGUGAUUGUGAUGGACAGGAACGACAACAGCCCGACCAUCCCUGUCCAUUGGGAACUGACUAUUCCUGAGAAUGCCAUGAUUGGCACAGAAAUUGCCCAGGUCACAGGGAACGAUGUGGAUUCUGGCCCUGCCUUGCUUUACACGCUGACAGUAGACAGAGCCCCAAGUGGCGCCUUCACCAUUUUGCGCUUCGGGGGUCAGAUCUGGUUGAGUAAGAGUCUUGACUAUGAGGAGCGGAGCUCGUACAUCCUGAGUGUGCAAACCUCUGAUGGCAAGCACCAGACACGGGCGGAUUUCACACUCACCUUGCAGGAUGUUAACGACAAUACACCAGAAUUCACCCACAACCUGUACCAGGUUCCAGUUAUGGAACACACUCCUGCAGGAACACCAGUCAUCACUAUCACUGCCACCGACCGAGACUCGGGGGAUAACGGAAAAGUCACUUACAGCAUAGUGUCUGGCAGCAAUGGAGCAUUUCACAUCCACCCAGAAAAUGGAACCAUUUUCACCAGUGAGCUUGUGGUUCUGGACCCGAAGAGUCCAAUGAUGGAUAUAUUGGUACAAGCUUGUGACCACGGCUUCCCAAGCCUCACCUCCCUCACUACUGUGCAGAUUUUAGUGACAGAUGUCAAUGAUCAUGCUCCAACCUUUCCACAGUCGCAGUACACCGUUUCUGUGCCAGAGAACCUUCCUUUGGGUAGUACUGUCUUGAUCCUGGAAGCCACUGAUGCUGACCUAAACCAUGAGAACUCAGGACUAGAUUACACAAUACUGUCCGGGAACACAGGCAAUGCAUUCCAAGUACAGAGCAGCCUGCGGUUGUGGAAUGGUCAUUUCCAGCGCAUUGGCGCCAUCAUCUUGGCUGAUCCUUUGGAUUUUGAAUCAAUUACAUUUUAUAAUCUGACCCUAGGUGCCUCUGACCGUGGCCUACCACAGAAGGGUCGCUCAGUACCUGUUUCCAUAAUAAUCCAGGAUGUUAAUGAUAACCCACCAGUCUUUCCACGGCCAGAAUACAGUGUCCUUAUAAGCGAGGCAGCUCCUGUUGGCUCUGAGGUGUUGCGAGUCUUGGCACAGGACUCUGACUCUGGUAACAAUGGUAUGAUCCACUAUCAGAUCACAUCUGGAGAUGAAAAACGACUGUUUCAGAUUAAUGAGGCAUCAGGGGCUAUAAGGCUGGUCCGCCCCCUGGAUAGGGAAAUGCAAGCUCUUCAUGCUCUGGUGGUUCUAGCCUAUGAUGCAAAAGAGGGUCCUACCAAUUUUGCCCUUGUUCCUGUAACUGUGGAGGUGCGUGACAUUAAUGACAAUAAGCCCUACUUCCCUGUGCAGGUUCUAACCACCAGUGUGAGGGAAAACCAGCCAGCAAACACACCACUCACUAUUAUUCAUGCCAUCGAUUUGGACACUGGAGCGUUUGGUCAGCUUCUCUAUACAGUGCUGGACAUACCAGUUGUAGAACCAGGGUUAAUGACAGGAAAGGAUGCUUUCUUGGUCAACAGGACAUCAGGAGAGCUACGCUCAAGACAGAGCUUUGACUAUGAACGCACAAAAGCAUUUAAUAUGAUAGUGAGAGCUGUAGAUGCUGGUAACUUCUCAGCCACAGUCACAGUUCAAGUACUUGUGACUGGUGAAGAUGAAUAUGACCCAGUAUUUCUAGCACCUUCUUUCAAUUUUGAGGUUCCUGAAGGUUCUUUGAAAGGGCAGAAUAUUGGACGUGUGCAAGCAACAGAUGAGGAUGAAGGUGCUGAUGGUGUGGUUCUCUACUCAUUUUCAAAAACUUCCCCAUAUUUUGGAAUCAAUGAAACUACAGGACAUGUCUAUCUUAAAGUGGAUAGCCAGAGGCACCACUCUGGUCGUUCCAAGCGAGAGACAAGAGAAAUGACCAUGGAAGUUCAUGCCCACAGCCCUUUACCCUCCUCCCGUGUUUCUGUGGCUCAAGUUACUAUAGACAUAACACACACAUCAUUUGGGCUGGCACCUGAUUUGAACCUGCUACUCAUUGUAUCUGUUGCUUCCUCACUGGCAGUAGUGGUGGUUUUAGCUAUAGUGGCCAUUGUGCUAGUAGUCUGCAGGUCUAGGGGGAUUCAGAAGAAAUGCCAGGAAUCUGAUGCACACCUGGACACUAUGCAAGGAAAUACCUUACAGAGAAUAGGACAUGACAAAGCAAUAGCCAGUGGUGAUCGCAUCUACCACCAAACACUUCCUGGCUACUCCAUGGAAACUUCUGCUGGAGACGGGCCAUACACAAGGGGUGGCUCCUUGGACCCAUCACAUUCUAGUGGUCGUGGUUCAGCGGAAGCUGCUGAAGAUGAUGAAAUUCGUAUGAUCAAUGAAUACCCACGAGUUGCAAGUAUUACAUCCUCCAUGCAGGAACACAUCUCUGCUCGGGGGCCAGACUCUGGAAUACAGCAGGAUGCUGAUCAACUCUCUGAUAUCUCUUGUGAUCCCUCUAUGGACACUGGCCAAUGGUUUAAAAGUAAGAAAGGAUCAAGUCAGUCCCAACUCUAUAGGGAUGAUGGAGGGGUAGGAGGAGCUUUUAUGGGGGUGGGUUGUGGACUUAACAUAUCCAACCCCAAGGAUUACUCUUUCCCUGAAGAUGGCAAGCCAACUGUUGAAGGUUCUCUUACUGCCAUUGUUGCCAGUGAUGAGGAGUUACGUGGAAGUUACAACUGGGAUUACCUGCUCAACUGGUGCCCUCAGUUUCAGCCAUUAGCCAGCGUCUUCAUGGAAAUAGCCCGUCUGAAAGAUGAAUCAACACUUAGAAGACCAUUUCAGCCAAAACCAAAAGUUGUACCACAACCACGCAUUGACCCACCUCCUCUUAUAACUUCAGUGGCCCACCCAGGAGCCAAAACCGUGCUUCCUAAACCAGCUGUGGCUAGGACCUUUCCUCACUUCUCAUCUCUACGCCGUUCCCCUAUCACUAAUGAUGCCUCUCUCUCAUCAGCAAUUCCCCCAAGUUUCUCUCCAUCUCUCUCCCCACUUGCAGCACGUUCCCCUGUUGUAUCUCCUUUUGGCAUAUCCCAAGCACCCCCAGCAUCUGUCCUCAGCACUGAGCAUAGCUUGGACCCUGUUGGUGAUGGGGAACUCAGGAUAUAAGGACUUAAAAAAAAAGGAGGGAGGUAAAAAUAAAAGAAUAACAGAAAAAAAUACCACUGUCAGUUCUGUUGAGAACCAAGGCUGCCUACAGAUGUCUGUUUUUUUUUACACCUUUAUAUUAUUAUCCCAGUGGAAAUACUGUCCAAAAUGGGAAACAACUUACCAUUUGUAUGGUGCUCUCAGCCCAAACCUUGCCUCAUUAAUGGGGCACUCACCAUGCACUGACUGGAAAAAGCACCUCCUUUACCUUCCUUCAUGUGUCCCCUCUGUUGACCAGGGGUUGGAACCCACACAUGGAUGGUGUACUUGGACAAUGAGACAGCAUUUUCUAUAGUGUGUAGACACCUCUUAUGGUAUCAUUUAUAUUUUAAUCAAUAGAUACCCCCUAAGAUCGAGAUCAAGCUAGGCAGCUACAUAACAAUACCUAGGGUGCAACAUAAUUGUUUCAUUGAGAUUAUAUUAAAUCUCAGGUAGGAUCUUCCCACUAGCAUCUUCAUACAAUGUAUAAAGGGCUGUGAUUGACACAGUAACAUGCAAACUGAAGCGGGAUAAAUGGAUCAAGUCUACACAUAAAUUUAUGACCUACAUAGAAUAAUGGAAAGAUUAAGAGAAUUUCUGGCAUGGAUGGUUAGGCUUUUAGAAGUUACCUUGUUAGGAACAUGAGAGCUAGUUAGGAGCAUUUUUCAGGAACUUUGGAUUUACAAAGAAAGUUUAAGAAGGUAUGUGUCACUGUAGAGGACACAACCAGGACUCAAGGAGGUUUGAAUUAAGUAGAAUGUCUAAAGGUAAAUACGAGGUACAAUGCACCUUAGCCUUAGACAGAACAGACAUAUGUGUGUUAUGAGAGGGACAUCAGCUGUGUUUUAUUACUAGUGGCACAUUUCUUAUUAGAAAGUACAGUGCAGAAAAUCUUCCAAAUAGUGGAAUUUCACUAAAAGUAAAAAUAAGUUAUAGUUCACUAGAAAUGUGAUCUCUCUACACCACUCAGUAUUGGCUAAAUUUAUUUAUGUGGCUACACAAUUAAAAUAAUUGAAUAAUAGAAAGUGUCAUGGUGUAGCAUGUAAAAAGAGCAAUACUUUUGGGUAUGGGUUAGUGUGGAAGGUUGAUUAAAGGCUACCGCAUAUGAUUUAUUAGGAUCCCUACAGGCAACUAGCAAUAACACCCCCACUGGGUGGGUGUGCAUCAGGUACAUUUAUAUGUUCUUUCCCCUAUGUGUUUGAUUAUCUGUCUUUAUAAGAGUAGAUUAAGGUGCAAUAAAGUCAGAUUGACUUGAUAUAAAAAUCAAAUCUUCUGUUGGAUGGAACACGUGCUAUAGUACACAGACUGCACUGUUAGACUAUACUAGGCAGCUUCUCCUUGUUGUGUCUCAGGAUGGGGCCCGUAACCAGCUCACGACCUAUGUCUAGAGAGGCAAUGCUAGCAUUAGGGUCUGUGGCAUCUCACUGUGCAAUAUGGAGCAUUCUCUCCUGUAGAAUCCAGAGCUACAAAAGCAUGUUUUGUGAUUUUGACCUUAAUUAAACAAAAUAAGCAAUAAGCUGCUAGGAAGUGUGUCUAUUUAAACAAGCGCUGGGUAGAGAAUUAAAUGCCCCUUCUCUUUUGUCACAGUGGCAGCUUACCCAACUUUUCAUUUGUGCCAAAAUCUCUUCUUUCUUCUCAUUCACCACCUUCUUCUGACGAACCCUCUCCUGCUAAAGUAUGCCUGUAAGAUGUGACAUGUACAGCAGGAAUAUUUCUGUCCCUAGUUAUAUCUGCGUUAUCAGGGAAGUUUCAUUGUACACAGGAAUCUCUCUCUGAUUGAAGCUAAGCGGUAGAUCUAUGAGAUGUAUUAUUAUUUAAGAAUUAGACAGUUUUUUUUUAAGGCAGCUAAAAUAGUUGUAUCCUUUGGAAGGAGAGUGAAUAUUCGUCAAUAAUAUGUGACAGUAUCACAGGCGCAAAUCUCAUUGUUAAAUAGGAAAGCAUUUCUACCAAAAUUUGUUUGAUGGUUGAUAUAAUUAGCAGAGUCCAGCAGGAGUCCCCCAAAUAACUAGGUCAGCAAAUACUUCAGUUAUGUUUUACACAUUUUUAUGUUGAUAAUCACUAUAUUUAUGUUUUAAUAUUCAUCUGCUUGUCAUCUUUUUAUAGAACAGGUUAUUGUUUUACUUGGUCCUUUCAGGUCCAUGUCUAUUUAGUUAUUGAACACAAGAAGGCAUCGUCCUGGCUGAUAAAGCCACAUAACCAUUCCAUUAAGAAAAGUGUAUAAGAUGUCUUAUCGAGUACCACUAAAUAACAAAGUACAAUAAUCAGAGGCCUGACAAAUCACAGAAGCCCAGGUGUCAUAACGCCUACAAUUCUAGUUCUGUCUUCAAAAUUAUUUCCUGGAUCCUAAAAUAUAUUGCUGGCUCUUCAUUAAUGUGUGUUUUUGUAAAUUAUGACCUCUCUCCCCAAAGUACAAAUUGCCUUCUGUUUCCCCAGUGUAUGAAUUACCACACCUCUCCAUGCAUUCAUACUGCCCCUGCCGCCUCCUCACUAUGUGACGUUGAGGGAUUUUUCCCUCGUAUCACAGAUUAGAGCACACCACGUAGUAAAGCCUUUAGCCGUCAAUAUUACCAGAUGUCUGUGUAUUGUCAACUCAUUUCAGACCCUUAUUUAUUAUAUUUCAGAAAAACCAGCAGCUUAUGUUACAUUUUUUGUGUAUUUAGACUUCUUAAUGUGUGGGGUGGGGUGGGUACAUCUGUAUUACAGGGUGGAUGUUGGAUGCGAGGGGAUCACCAGUAUUUAGACUUUGACUCCUCUCGUGACACCAGUUCACAAGUGCCAAGUUUUAUACAUAGUUUCAUUUUAAUAAAUUGAAACCUGUUUGUAAAAAAACAAUAAAAUAAAUGAGAAUGGAAA